This is a messenger RNA of Panicum virgatum (switchgrass), 1579 nucleotides long. RefSeq lists its product as uncharacterized. The transcript is spliced from 3 exons. Bases 910 to 1461 code for a protein of 183 amino acids. Lineage: Eukaryota; Viridiplantae; Streptophyta; Magnoliopsida; Poales; Poaceae. The record is from RefSeq and is a predicted model, not a curated record.
CACAAGCCAUCGCGCUACAGCAAACCUUAUCUCCUCCGCCUCGACUACUUCCGGAGCACAUCAGCAGCAGGAUCAGCCCGAAAAUAUUCGAGAGCGGCCAAAGCUCCCCCGCCGAGGCAGCAUGAACACCACUGAGUUCUUCACGGGGCUUGAAAUGAUGGGGCCGAUAUUUGGAGGAGUUGGUGAAGGAAGCCUGGAGAUUUAUGAAAACAAACAAGGCAGCAAUGGCACCAUGUUCGAGAUCUGCUUUCAGAAGAAGCAGCCAGACGAUGAUAAUGACACAACUAAAUUAGUUGUGUCCGGUGAAGCUUCAAAUGACACAAUGCUGAGCUUUAACGGAACCCUGAUCAGCAGCAUUGUAGCAAUUCGUGCUGCCUUUGGUAGAUACAUCGGAGAUUUCAGCUACACCAAAAUGAUUAUGAAGAAUGGACCAUUCAUGCAUGCCAGAUCACAGCUGCAAGCUGCUUUAAACAAAUAUAGAAGCUUACGUGAUGCAGGAAAUGCAUACCGUCGCACACUUAUUGGAAUUUUGACAAACUCUUCUGCUGCUCCUCAACUAGGAACCAAAUGGUUUGAUGAUCUUGGGGCUAUAGUGUACCCGACAGCAGCAGCAUUCCGUGAAGCAGAAGAUACCAUUGCUAAUAUCAUAGCACCUCCAACCAUCACUUCAGACGCUGGUUCCUUCCUCCACGGCAUGACCGUGCCACAGGCAAGUAAUCUGGACAAAUCGAAAACAACAUCCUGUCAUGCACAUCUCAAAGAACUUGAAUAAUUUCCAACAAACAUGUCAUGCAUUUCAUCAUAUUGGGCAAUAGAUUUCGCAAACAGCAAAAGCAAUUAUUCACUGGACACAUUGCAUCCCAGAAACUUUCGUAAUGGCCCUUACUAUUUCACCCUAAUAUUUUUUCGAUGCAGUUUGACAAGGAUGCCUCAUUUUUCAUAAUAAAGUUCAUAUUUGAACGGGUCAUGCGGACUGUGAAUGGCAGAGUUCCAACCGUCCAGACCCACCAAAUUGGGCAAACAACUUUCCAAUCAAUCCUUAGACUCAGUUAUUCUGGGGUGACAAUUCUUGGUGAACCUGCAGAAACACAAUAUGCCGCCAGGGUCAAUGUGAUGGUGAAAACACUCACACAUAUUGAAGCAGCUGCGAACUUAACUAUACGAGAUUUGACAUAUGACAUGCUUGCACACAUGGAGAACAAGAUAGCGAGUGUAGAGCAAGAGGUUGAAGUAGUAAAAGCAACUGGGAUGAAGAUAAUGGAUGCAACCAAUGUUUCAUUUUCUGGAUUGGGCUCACUCAUGCAAUCUUUGGGUAUCACCGAAGCAGUUCUCAGUUCAGCAGAGGGUCCAGGGCCAUUAAUUGGAGAUCUAGUCAGGACACUUGAUGGUGACAAGGUGAACGUUGACAGUGCAUAUGCCGACCUUCUGGCUUUCCAGAUCAAAGCUUACCAGGAAAACUGAACCAGCUGGAAGAGAUCAGAAGAUCAGACGGAGAGAAAAAUUGGAAAGACUCUUCGUCGUCAGCAAUAUAUCUAAUUAUGAACUUAAGAACUAUCACUGUAGUGUUACCCCCCCCCCC